GUGAACAUGGCGCCUACAGGGCUGAAAAUGACCAACUGUGCUUCCCAUGUUUCAAAGCACCCCGAGUACAAAUCAGCCGAGGGUUCGCUGAAAGGCAUGCAAUGUUAGAAAUUAUGUGAUUGAGUCACAUAUCGCCAGCCAUGUCGAGGCAAUUGAUACUAUACGCGUUGCUCGCUACAAUCCCCGGCGCUCGAGCCACAGGAUGGGAUGAUUUCACGGACGACCUAGCAACAGAUCUGGUAAGUCUUAUGGCUGAACUCCCAGGCAAGACACGCCGCCAUGGUAACAUGAUCAAUCUAGGCACCUCUGAUCUCGCUUUUCGGGGAUCGACUGAGCAAGCAAUACCUUUCCGAGUCGAUCAACAUCCUUGACAGCUUCAUCUUCGCCGUUUCUCCACUGGGUAUUCUCAC
Messenger RNA from Aspergillus homomorphus CBS 101889, 410 nucleotides. RefSeq lists its product as uncharacterized. NCBI's taxonomy places the organism in Eukaryota, Fungi, Ascomycota, Eurotiomycetes, Eurotiales, Aspergillaceae. The transcript has a single exon. The coding region runs from base 141 to 371 and encodes 76 amino acids. The record is from RefSeq and is a predicted model, not a curated record.